CUAUAUAUAAACAAGUCUUUGCAUCGCUUUACCUCUCACAAAAACCAAACCAACCCUUAUUUUUUUCUUCAUCUCUCGUUUCUUUUUUCUCUCUUGCAGCAGUGGCCACAAUAAUCCCCAAUUUCAUUCAUUGUUGUGAAUGGUAGAAACCCUAAGCGAUUCCGAUUUCAUGCGCUUCUCCCUUUUCAAAACAAGGGCGAGCGCUAUUCUCAUUCCAGUUUCCUCUGCAAUCGCUUUUGCUUUCGCUUCCUGCAAACAAGAUGUUGAUUAAGCAGAAGAAGAACCAGAACGCCAAGGAUGCGAGAAAGUUGUUGAUCAACAUCAAUGUUCUUGGAAGUGCUGGACCGAUUCGAUUUGUUGUUAGCGAGGGAGACCUUGUUGCCACAGUUAUUGAUACUGCUCUCAAAUCCUAUGCUCGUGAGGGGAGGCUUCCUAUCUUAGGAAAAGAUGUUACAAGUUUUGCUCUUUACUGUCAACACGUUGGAUCUGAUGCUCUGAGUCCACUAGACACCAUUGGAUCACACGGAGGAGCUAGAAACUUCAUGCUAUGCAAGAAGCCAGAGACAACCAACAGGAUGGCCAAUGCCGAUGGAGCUGUCGCAUUGGCUCGCCGCAGGAAUGGGAGUUUGAAGAAUUGGUUCAACAAAUCUCUAAGUUCAGUUUAUGUUCUCAUUAGCUAGAGAACUUCUUUCUUCUUGGAAGAUUUACUAUUUGGAAGAAUUGGUUUUGUGGUAACUAAUGCAAUGCCACGUUUAAAUUCAGUUUAUGUUCUCAUUAGCUAGAGAACUUUUUCAUAAGUGAUUUCUCUCUGAGUUUAUGUUCUCAUUUGCUAGAGAACUUUUUCAAGAGAUUACUCUUUGUGAACUUUAGUUUCAGCUUUGAUGAAAUAAAAUUUGAAGUUGUGGUUAUUUAGCUAGCUCUUUUGCUUAUUCUUGAAGUUGAUAAGCUAUAUUGAAUGUUGAUCCCUCGUUUCAA
Medicago truncatula (barrel medic) is the source of this 975-nucleotide messenger RNA. RefSeq lists its product as uncharacterized. Lineage: Eukaryota; Viridiplantae; Streptophyta; Magnoliopsida; Fabales; Fabaceae. The transcript has 3 exons. The record is from RefSeq and is a predicted model, not a curated record. Bases 261 to 680 code for a protein of 139 amino acids.